UCCUCUGAUUAUCCUGCAAUUUUUCCAGACAGAGAAGGAAAGUACAUUUCCCUGCCAGAAUUGUUUCUUAGGAAUUAAAAUAACUGCAACAUCUACUGGGUUAUUCUUUUAUAUUAUUACAUAUAUGAAUAAGAACAUGCGUAUAAGUGUAUAUCUGGGUUAUAUGGGAGAUGGUGAAUUUAAGUGGCAAUCAAAUACUUACCUCUCCCUAACCUUCUUCCAUUUGCUUAACAUUAAACUGUCAUGUAUCAUUGGAACUUGGGCUGUUAGAGGCACGUUAUGAUAGAAGUGCCUGAGGGGGAGCUGUGUUCUGCAUCUGGUAUCCUGGGAAAAAAUCUCCAAUAAAUCAGUCUCCUCUGAACUGGGAUGUAACAAUAAGGAGGAAAAAUGUAAGUUUUGCCCUCUACUAAAAUUCAUAAACUUUACAGGUUAUGGGUCUAAAAAUAAUAUGAGGAAGCAGACUGGACCUCUAAUAACCUGGCAGAAAUGAGCAAAGCACAGGGUGAAAGAAACCAGAAAUCCUGCUCACUAGUACAAUGAAUAGUUGAGGUGGGGGGAAAAAAAUCAAACAUGUUCUGUCUACCCACCCUUGCCUGAGUUUGAACUCUGUCAUUCAUGAAUCAUGCAUGCAAAGUGGUGCUGGGAUGCCAGGCAGGAAGAGCGCUGUACUGUGAGCCAGGCUCUCAGGAAUGUGUAGCCUCUCUCUGCCACUGGCCUCAGCUGACCUUGGGCUUUAGACUCCCAGUGCCUCAGUUUCCCCAUCUACACAGUAAGUUCUGUUCUUCAUAAAGGGCUACUAGCAGGGAGGAUCAGAGGAGCUGUAUACACUUAGGUAAAUAUGGUUUUGCUGGUUUAUUUUCUCUAGAAAUACAAUAUGAGAAGGAAAAGGCAUCCAAAAUUUGCAGAGGACAGAGGUAAGGCAGGCUGGGGCAGCCAGGCAAGAACUUUCCCAUCAGAUUUUGGAAAGCAACUUAUCUGUGAAACAGCUUGAGACUCAGCCAAGCCCCAGACCUGAGAGCAGCCAGUGGGCAAGUACAGAGGUGGAGCUUGCACUGAGGCUGUUUGCUAGAUAUAAAAUGCUUGGAUGGGUCAGUACUGACCACAGCUCUCAGGAAGUGGCUGAGGGGAGCUGUGCAGAGAGCGACACUAGCAAUGGAGACAGCAGCCCCAGCUCUUUUGGUACUACUCAGCCUAAGAGUGACUAUUUGUGAUACUGAGGACACCUGCUCAGAGGUGAGAAUAGUGGGACUGGGUGAUGCUGACCGCCUCGCCAUUCUUCAAGGAUGUCCAGGGAUCCCAGGUGUCUCUGGCCCAAAAGGAGAAGCAGGUCUCCCAGGAACAAAAGGAGAAAUGGGAGACCAGGGAUUCCCCGGGAAAGCAGGACCACCUGGUGCAAAAGGAGCAGCUGGAGAGCCUGGCUUCCCAGGACUGAAAGGAACAAAAGGAGAGCCUGGAUUUCCAGAAAUAUAUAAACCGGGGAACUGCCAAGAACUGUUGGCCAAAGGGAAGAUUUUGAGUGGCUGGUACACAAUCUACCCCCAAGACUGCAAUGCCACCACUGUCUUCUGCGACAUGGACACAGAUGGUGGGGGAUGGAUUGUUUUUCAGAGGCGCUGGGAUGGGUCAGUGAACUUCUUGCGAGAUUGGGAUUCAUACAAACGAGGCUUUGGCAACCAGCUGACGGAGUUCUGGAUGGGGAAUGACAACAUCCACUUCCUCACCUCUCUGGGGCCCUGUGAACUCCGUGUUGAUCUGAGAGACUUUGAGAACAACUGCUAUUUUGCCAAGUAUGCUUCAUUCAGAGUGUUAGGAGAGUCAGAGAAAUACAGACUGGUUCUAGGAGACUUCCUUGGUGGAAACGCUGGAGACUCUUUAUCGUACCACAGGGAUAUGCCAUUUUCAACAACAGAUCAGGACAAUGACAUGAGUUCCUUUAACUGUGCCACAGAAUACAAAGGAGCGUGGUGGUACAAUGACUGCCAUUACUCCAACCUGAAUGGGAUGUACUGGAUGGGUGUGCAUGGGAGCUACGCUGAUGGCAUCAAUUGGAAGACAGGCAAAGAAUACCACUACUCCUAUAAGCAAACGGAAUUGAAGUUCAGGCCAGUUUAACAUGGUGACAGGGUGCCUGACUAGAUCCAAGAGGUGCCACUCACCCACCAACAGAAGACGCAAAACAAUAUUGUCUGGGGAUAAAAAUGCACCAGAAAGGACAUUACAGGUUGUGCCUUCUGCCUAGGGCAGGAUUUUUGAAGCCAGAAGAUAUUGGUGCUGGUUUGAGCUCCUGUAAGAACCAGACCCUGACCCUCUCUCACCCCGACUACCUUCAGCAGCCCCACUAAUGCAGACUGAGCCCAAGCACCAUUUUCUGAAAAGUGCAUUACCUUGAUUUAAAGACCAGGUGAUGGGUGGGGCCAGCGUACCUCAGUAAAGCUCUCUGAUAUUAUUACCCUACCGUAUAAUCCAUGUAUAUGAAGACUCCAAUAUGCAUGCAGCCUCUUUCUGUUAGACCCAAGAGCCACACCCGAAAGGCACUGAAUUCCUGAUCUGUCCCACCCUCCCUGCAGGCUGGGAUGGAGCCACAACAUAGAACAGCAUGGAAAAGACUGAGCUUCUAGUACAGCACUGUCAGCACUACCAGUUUCCCCUUUCCUUCCCCACGUGUUCCAAGACCUCAGGUGAGAUCCCAGCUCCUGGAACCACAGCAGAGUUGCUCAGCACUUCCCACCAGGACACAGCUUCAGCUGGGCUCAGAGCCAGCUUUGGCCAUUCUUCCAGAGCAUGUUUCUAGAUCUCAUUAGCUGCUGUGGACCAAGAGCUGUAUGCAAAAUAGUCUGUUCAGCAGCAUGUGUGGUACCAAGACACUACAGCAGUUACAAGUCAAGUGUGUGGUCAUCGUGUACAGUGCCAGCACCUUCCACUUCAUCUUGUUUCCAGUAGCGUUUGAGGGUGGGCUAUCUGCUUGGGGGUGGACACAAUUCAUCCUGUUCAUGUAUUGUAUUUGACUAUUAGGAGAACUAGGUCUCUUCUUCCUGAUAUAAAAUUUCGAUAGCCAAACUCAA
Messenger RNA from Taeniopygia guttata (zebra finch), 3062 nucleotides. RefSeq names its product ficolin-1. Gene Ontology annotation, biological process: complement activation, lectin pathway. Gene Ontology annotation, molecular function: signaling receptor binding; antigen binding; carbohydrate derivative binding. The record is from RefSeq and is a predicted model, not a curated record. Lineage: Eukaryota; Metazoa; Chordata; Aves; Passeriformes; Estrildidae.